Molecule: messenger RNA, 1990 nt
Organism: Chilo suppressalis (striped riceborer)
Lineage: Eukaryota; Metazoa; Arthropoda; Insecta; Lepidoptera; Crambidae
Source: the annotation of a GenBank genome assembly
UGCUAAUACUAUCGACUCCAGGAAAAUGCGUUAUGGGGCAUCACUAGAAUUACAGAUAGCAACGCCAUUUUUGUGUCUAGUUGAUUGACUUUUGUGUGCGUCAUUUUAACGAAAUUGACGAUAUUCUAAUUCAUUUAAACGUUAUAUUAUUAAUUGUUAUAUAAAACAAGUAACCAUGAGUUCAACUAUUGAUCAGAUGUUUAUGUGACUGUGUAUAUUGAUUAUUUGCUGUGGAAUUAUCUGCGCGGGAAAUGUGGUAUUUUCCGAUAGCUCUCGCUAUAACCAAACAUAACUGAAUAGUGAACAUUAAAAAACAUUUGCCAGAUCUGAAGAUGAUUUCGCAACGUGUUCGUGAAAGCAGAAGAGUCAGGGCUCUCAAAUUGCCCAAGAAGAUUGAACGUUUGUACAAGGCAUCGAAAUGUCGAGACUGUGCUGUUGUUGUGACGCGUAUGGACUUUGCUAAAAUUUUAGGUAAAUUCACCAAAGUAAAAAUACAAUAUGAAAGUAGUUCCACGUCUAAAACAAAAAAGGUUUCUGAGGUAACUUCACCCAACUCCAAUACUAGGUUAAAAAGCAAUGAGAACGGAAUGGUACUCAUUCACAGGAAUGCCUAUAAUCAGCACCCUGUGAAGGAGCUUUUGUCUUCUAAGAAACCUAAGAAUAGCAUAACUCAACCUGCUACACCGAAACCAACUAACAAUGUGCUUAAAGAAAAUAAUCGUUUAAAAAAGACACCAAUGGUAAAAGACAAAAACUCAAACAUUAGAGUUUCCAUUAGGAAUGAAUCAAAGAAAAAGAAUAGUACUACACAGUUGAAACAAUAUGGUAUAAUAUUUGUUGAUCCAAUAUCAAAGAAAAAAAAUGAUAUCAAAAACAAAAUAAAUUUACAAGAUUUGUUGCCUCUUAUAGAUAAAAAUGUUUUGCCAAGCAAGGAAUGGUGUUUGGAUUAUUUACCACGUAAUGAGGAACCUACUAAUGACAAAGUGUAUGAUAGGAUAGCGGCAGAAUUAGAAGAUUUAAUGUACAAUGAAAAACCAGCUCCAAAAUCAGAGGUUAAAGCAGAAAAUGUAGAAACCAAAGUUGAUGACUUUCCUUCAAUAAUGGAUAUUUUGAAUGAUAACUCAAAUGAGAGCAGCAAACCAAAUAAUCAGACUACCCAUCUAGAAUCAAGUGAUGUUGAAGCUAUGCUUCUUGGAAAAUCUGAUUCUUCAAGCAAACUGGUAGAACCAACUCCAACUCCUAUGGAGGUUGAUAACACAGAUAUGAGCAACUUAAUUGAUGAUGUAGCACAAUUGAAUGCUAUUCAAGUAGCAGCAUCGGACCAAGAUAAAGCAGUGAAAAUUCCACCUAUCAUUGAAGAAAUUGAUAAUCCACAGAGCCCUUCUAUUCUCGAUGAAGCAUUGCAGAAGGGAAUAGAAGAACAUUUACCGUGUGAUCCUCUGGCUACAGAAAAUCCUAUUGGAAGUCCGAGUAAAAUUACCGAAGCUAAUGUAUCUCUCAAUGGUGUUGAUUGUAAUGUAACAAAUAAAAAUGAAGAGAUGGACUCUUCAGUGGAAAGUGAAGCCAAUAACAAAAUUUCCAUUCCCUCUAAUAUCACACAUUUGAUUUUUAAGAAAAAUGUUGAUGGCGGUUCUUUGAAGUGUGUGACUUGUCCCAAAAAUCUUAAAUACACUAUAGAGCUUGAAGGCAAAUCUGUUGAACUUUUGGGUGCACCUAAGUUCAUAUCAAGUUUAGAGGAUCUCCAAGUGUUGUUGCAGAUAGUAAAUGAGACUGAUCCUAAACAUCCACUGAUUUGUCACUAGCCUAAUGUAAAGAUGCUAAUAAACAUAAAAUUAAUUGUAAAGUCACAGGUGUUUUGUUAAUGUCUUUGAGACAUGAGGGUUAUGCAAAUCAUAAUAUCCAUAAAAAUAAAUUGACCCUAACAUAGUGUGGUUUUUAAUAUUACAAAGACAUUCAAAAUUGCAAUGUAAUAUAAAAUAUACAUUGGUGU